UUUUGUUGGUUCCCCCUUCAGGUUUCGGAGUUUAAUCUUGGAUCCUGAACCGGAACCACAGCUGCGUCAUGGCGGGCUCUGUGGCCGCCUCGGGGUUCUUCCCCAACCCAGGCUCGUCCCCGGCUUCACUGGCUAGAGGUUCCAAGAGCGCGACCGGCGAAUCACCGGAGACUUUGAGCGUUCGUGGGAUUGUCGCGAAGCCUAACACGCCUCCCGCGGCCAUGCAAGUGAAAGCUCGGGCCCAAGCGCUUCCCAAGGUUAACGGCAGCAGCAAGGUUAACCACAGGACGGCUGACAAGGACGAGACGGUGCCUUACACCAAUCCCAAGACGUUCUAUAACCAGCUGCCGGAUUGGAGCAUGCUCCUUGCAGCUGUCACGACCAUCUUCCUGGCUGCCGAGAAGCAGUGGACGAUGCUUGAUUGGAAGCCAAAGAGACCUGAUAUGCUUGUCGACACGUUUGGCUUUGGUAGAAUCAUCCAGGAUGGGCUGGUGUUUAGGCAGAACUUCUUGAUUAGAUCCUACGAGAUUGGCGCUGAUCGUACAGCUUCUAUAGAGACAUUAAUGAAUCAUAUGCAGGAAACAGCUCUUAAUCAUGUGAAGACUGCUGGUCUUCUUGGAGAUGGUUUCGGCGCUACUCCGGAAAUGAGUAAACGGAACUUGAUUUGGGUCGUCAGCAAAAUUCAACUCCUUGUAGAGCGAUAUCCCUCAUGGGAAGAUAUGGUUCAAGUCGACACAUGGGUAGCUUCUGCCGGAAAAAAUGGCAUGCGGCGAGAUUGGCAUGUCCGAGACUACAAUUCAGGCCAAACAAUCUUGAGAGCUACAAGUGUUUGGGUUAUGCUGAAUAAGAACACUAGAAGACUUUCAAAAAUGCCAGAUGAAGUUAGAGGUGAAAUAGGCCCACACUUCAACAAUGACCGUUCCGCUAUAACAGAGAAGCAGGGUGAAAAGUUGGCUAAACCAGGGGACAAAGUUAAUGACCCUUCUACCAAACAGUUCAUAAGGAAGGGACUUACUCCUAAGUGGGGUGACCUGGACGUGAACCAGCAUGUGAACAAUGUGAAGUAUAUUGGGUGGAUCCUUGAGAGUGCUCCAAUUUCAAUACUGGAAAAGCAUGAGCUUGCAAGCAUGACACUCGAAUACAGGAAGGAGUGUGACCGUGAUAGUGUGCUGCAGUCACUUACCAAUGUUUCAGGUGAAUGUGUGGAUAGUAGCUCAGGCUCUGCCAUCCAGUGCGACCAUCUGCUUCAGCUGGAGUCUGGAGCUGAUGUCGUGAAGGCACAUACAAAGUGGCGACCAAAGCGAGCACAUGGCGAAGGAAACAUGGGGCUGUUCCCAGCUGAGAGCGCAUAAUUACUUGGGAUGUCAGUACGGCAAGAAUGGAUGGUUAUGGAGUAUAAAUUACAAUCUUGCCCAGUAACACAGUACAAAUGCUUUGAUGAAGGAUUUUUUCUGUGCCGGGGAUAGGCCCACCUGCAUCUUGUGCUACACACAUGCCACAUCACACAUGGUGGCGGGUUUGGGAGGAGAAUGGUCUGAUUUGGAAACCUUGGGAGGAUGAGGAACUGCAGGCAUUGAAAAGUGGCGAAGUUGCGGUUAUAUGUGACAAGUGGGCGGCAGGUGUUGUGUGUUGUGAUGCUGCUUUGAUCGGUGAAAGAAGAAUGGGGAAGCUGGAUGUCUUUUUUGACCUGUGUGUGGCCGGAGUCAAUGAUUUGCAAUGAUAAAUAAUUUGUACUAAUUUAACCCAGCUGGACCUGGACGUGUGUGUGGAGGCGAUCCCUUGUAACAGCCUGAUUUGUACAUCCCUAUCUCUUGUUUGUUGAAUCGCAGCUCUCCUGCGUUUCCCUGAAAACAUGUGUGUUACUGCUGAGCUAACCCCCAUGCUUCAGAAUUCUCUCUGUCAAAUGAACUAUUGUGUCAAAUGAUUCAACUCAGUUUUUC
Lolium rigidum is the source of this 1940-nucleotide messenger RNA. RefSeq names its product palmitoyl-acyl carrier protein thioesterase, chloroplastic-like. The record is from RefSeq and is a predicted model, not a curated record. Gene Ontology annotation, biological process: fatty acid biosynthetic process. The transcript is spliced from 6 exons. Gene Ontology annotation, molecular function: acyl carrier activity; fatty acyl-[ACP] hydrolase activity. Lineage: Eukaryota; Viridiplantae; Streptophyta; Magnoliopsida; Poales; Poaceae. The coding region runs from base 69 to 1352 and encodes 427 amino acids.